Chondrus crispus (carragheen) is the source of this 1179-nucleotide messenger RNA. RefSeq lists its product as hypothetical. The record is from RefSeq and is a predicted model, not a curated record. The transcript has a single exon. NCBI's taxonomy places the organism in Eukaryota, Rhodophyta, Florideophyceae, Gigartinales, Gigartinaceae. Gene Ontology annotation, molecular function: RNA binding. The coding region runs from base 1 to 1179 and encodes 392 amino acids.
AUGGAGAGGUGGUCGAGAUCUCGAUUGCCACUCCGCGCUGUGAUUAACAUUAUCCCUUUCAACCCCACACCCCCCCAUGCGUGCCUGGCGUCUCUCUGGCCCCGCUCCCCCUUAUCCCCCCUUUCGACUCAAAACUUGAACAACAUGAAGGCCUGCGAUUUCGCUUUCGUCCAACCCAUCGUCGUCCCCGCCCGACCGCACCGCCACCAUGUCCACUCAUCUCGACCGCCGCACUGCCUCCCCAAGCGCCCAAUGUGCACCCGCCUCCCCGCGACUCCACACAUGACCGCCUCGGACCGUUCGACAGAGUCGCUCCCCAUUCCAUUCGCCCCACAAACCUCAGACGUGUGGGAGCUGGACUUCUAUUCUCGCCCCGUCGUUGGGAUGGACGGCAAGAAGCUGUGGGAGCUGAUCAUCACCGACACCUCGGCCGCGUUCACGCACAUCGAGGCCAUCCCCAACUCCAUGGUCAACUCGCGCGAGUUGCGAAAGCGCGUGCAGGCCGUCAUUGAUGACGCCCAAAACCCACCAAGGGUCAUCCGCUUCUUCCGCACCCAGAUGUUCAACAUGAUUAAUAUUGCCCUGUCGGAAAUCGACGUCCAGGUCGCCCCAUCACGGAAAACUUACGCACUGUUUCAGCUGCUGAAGGAGAGGGAGGAGACGGUUUAUGUCAAAAUGCCGGGCUUUCAAAAGUCCCUAACGAGCCAGGCUACGGUCUUUUCGGGCAUUGACCUCGUCGUCAUACAGCCCUUGCCGGAUGCCCUGCGAUGCGAGAGCUUUUCUUUUGGUUCGUUUCCGCUUGGUCAGCUGGAGGAGUUUUUUGACACCGCCAAUUCCAAGGACUUUUUCGGCGACUGCUGCCUUGUCGACCCAAGCGUGCCGAAGGAUACCUUGGUCCCUGGACUGGUUGUUUUCUCCAGACGUGCUUAUCCUUUAGCUGCCUGGAUUAGUGGCACGGAGCUCGCUUUCAUCCGCGCUACCCUGGAAAGGCAGGAGAUUGCCUUCGAGUGUGGCUUGAACACCGUGUACAAGUUUGCCCAAAUUACAGACGACAUACAGGACGAGGCGAGGACUUUUCAAGCAGGCAAAGCCAAUACGGCAGGCCUCCACUUUCUAGCCGUCCAGACUAGCUCAGAUGCAGAAGAAAUAGACGGUAUGUGGUUGUUGCGUGAAACUUAA